Messenger RNA from Lagenorhynchus albirostris (white-beaked dolphin), 1679 nucleotides. RefSeq names its product mediator complex subunit 18 (gene MED18). The transcript has 2 exons. Gene Ontology annotation, cellular component: mediator complex; core mediator complex. Gene Ontology annotation, molecular function: transcription coregulator activity. NCBI's taxonomy places the organism in Eukaryota, Metazoa, Chordata, Mammalia, Artiodactyla, Delphinidae. The record is from RefSeq and is a predicted model, not a curated record. The coding region runs from base 740 to 1315 and encodes 191 amino acids. Gene Ontology annotation, biological process: regulation of transcription by RNA polymerase II; termination of RNA polymerase II transcription.
UUUAAUAUCAUCUAAUAUCUAGUCCAUAUUCAAAAGUUUCCCCCUAUCUUGCUCCCAAAAUGUGUUUUGUAUCCAGGAUAUAAUCAUGUUUCAUGCAUUACAUUUGAUAACUGUGUCUCUUAAGCCUCUUUUAACUUGGACCAGUCUCCCCUCACUCCCACUUUUUUUCCCAUGACCACGUCUUGUUGAAGAGUCUAUACCAGUUUUCCUGGAAUGAUCUUUUUAAAAUGUAAAUCCAGUCAUCUCUUUCCCUGUUGUGUGGAGAAUAAAAUGUGGAGCUAAUAGCUUCCCAAUGGCCUUAGAAUAGAAUACAGCCUUUAGCAUGAGCUGUUCAUAAGACCUGUGUGCUUUGGCCCAUCCCAAAUCCUCAGUUCAUUAUCAUCUUCCAUCUUGCUUACCACACUUCAGCCACACUGAUAUCCCUUCAUUUCUUUGAAUUCCCCAGGCCCUUUCCUGGGCCUUUGCAUUGUUUCCUCUGCCCUUAUACUUUGUUCCAGCCCUUCAAAUAGCCAUUUUAUUUUUAUCCCUUAGUCCUCAGCUCAGUUGUCCUUCCCUUUGACAGACCUUCUCUGACUACUCCAAGCCCUCAGAGAGGUCUCCUCUUCUCCACCCCCAUCAGUUCCUCUCUCCCAUCUCCCUUUUAUUUCCCUGUAUUUCUGUUUAAUUGUUUACGUAUUCAUUUUUUGUUUCCCCCACUAAACUGUAAUCUCUGUGAGGGCUGGACCCCCUACUUCCUAGCAUGAUGCCUGGCACAGUAUUCAGAAGUGUUUUAGAUCACAGCUUGGAAAGCCUCAUCCACCGCCUUCGUGGUUUGUGUGACAACAUGGAACCGGAGACUUUCCUUGACCAUGAGAUGGUAUUCCUCCUUAAGGGCCAGCAGGCCAGUCCGUUUGUUCUAAGGGCUCGACGCUCUAUGGAUAGGGCAGGGGCACCCUGGCAUCUGCGCUACCUGGGACAGCCAGAAAUGGGAGACAAGAACCGCCAUGCCCUGGUGCGUAACUGCGUGGACAUUGCAACAUCUGAGAACCUUACUGACUUCCUGAUGGAAAUGGGUUUCCGCAUGGACCAUGAGUUUGUUGCCAGGGGACACCUGUUCCGUAAGGGCAUCAUGAAGAUCGUGGUGUACAAGAUCUUCCGCAUCUUGACACCAGGGAACACAGACAACACUGAGGCCUUGUCACUCUCCUACCUUGUGGAACUAAGUGUUGUUGCACCAGCUGGGCAGGAUGUGGUGUCUGAUGACAUGAGGAACUUUGCAGAGCAGCUGAAACCUCUGGUUCACCUAGAGAAAAUAGACCCCAAAAGGCUCAUGUGACAAGGCAGUCUGUCCACCACUGGGGCUUGUCCUCAGCUGUUAGAAAAAAAGAAGAUGUUAUAAUUGCCCCAUUUCACCACUGCUAGCCAGGCAUUCUUCCCUCAGGAAGGAGGACAAUGAGAACUUAGUUGGUUCUUUGCACUGUUUUCCUCAUAUGGCCAGUUCACUUUUGUGACAGCCUUUCUAAAUUAAAGGCUAAGGAUGACAUGGAGAAUCUAGAUAAUCCCUCUGCAUAAAGAGGGGAAACUGGAAUAAAAUAGCUUUGGGGAAUAAAAAUCUUUUAAUUGUUUUGCCAUUUGUGUGUAAGGUUUGUAAAACAGAGACUGAGUUUGUAUUGUGCAGUAAUAAAGGCUAUAAAGAGAAA